Messenger RNA from Zootoca vivipara (common lizard), 7736 nucleotides. RefSeq names its product RAB4A, member RAS oncogene family (gene RAB4A). The record is from RefSeq and is a predicted model, not a curated record. Gene Ontology annotation, molecular function: GTP binding; GTPase activity. Gene Ontology annotation, biological process: Rab protein signal transduction. Lineage: Eukaryota; Metazoa; Chordata; Lepidosauria; Squamata; Lacertidae.
UCUCGAGCCGCUUGGUGGCUGGCCGAGGCGCUUUCCGCCUCCCUCUCCUCACCCCUCCCCUUUUUCCCCUGCCGGAGGGGAGGGGGAGCAGCGCGACCGCUGCUACCGCUGCCGGAGGUGUUUUGCCGUUCUCAAGGCUGCGGCCUCCCUGAGGUGCCUCGAGGUCCUGCGUUGCCUCCGAGCGGCGGCGGCGGGCGGCAGAGGGGCGGCCGCGUCGCUCCGAAAAUGUCGCAGACAGCCAUGUCGGAGACGUAUGAUUUCCUGUUUAAGUUUUUGGUAAUUGGAAAUGCAGGCACUGGCAAAUCCUGUUUGCUUCAUCAAUUUAUUGAGAAGAAAUUCAAAGAUGACUCAAAUCAUACUAUAGGAGUGGAGUUUGGUUCAAAGAUAAUAAAUGUUGGCGGCAAAUAUGUAAAACUACAAAUAUGGGAUACAGCUGGACAAGAGCGAUUCAGGUCUGUAACACGAAGCUACUACAGAGGUGCAGCGGGUGCCUUACUUGUUUAUGACAUCACCAGUCGUGAAACCUACAAUGCGCUUACUAACUGGCUAACAGAUGCAAGGAUGCUAGCAAGUCAGAAUAUUGUUAUAAUACUGUGUGGGAACAAAAAGGAUCUUGAUGGAGAUCGGGAAGUCACUUUCUUGGAAGCAUCCAGGUUUGCUCAAGAAAAUGAACUUAUGUUCUUGGAAACAAGUGCGUUGACAGGGGAGAAUGUUGAAGAGGCCUUUGUACAGUGUGCCAGAAAAAUACUUAAUAAAAUUGAGUCAGGUGAACUGGAUCCAGAAAGGAUGGGCUCAGGUAUUCAGUAUGGAGAUGCUGCCCUGAGACAGCUGAGAUCUCCGCGAAGAGCACAAGCUCAAAGUGUUCAAGAAUGUGGCUGUUAGGAACAGGCAACCGAAACAUUCAUUUGAGCAGGGGAAGAGCUGUCCUUGAAAAUGACGAUUAAUGAAACUACUGCCAUGGCUUCAAGACUGCAGUUUUAGAACUGUUUUUUGAAUCAAUAAAGCAUACCACAUCUGGUAUUUUUUAAAAGUACUAUGAAAUGGCUUCCAGAAGCGUGCACUUGGCACAGCAAGAUUGCAAAAAAAUAAAAUUUGGUAAUUCAGUGGACAAGAGUAAAAUAUCAGUAUGUAAAAAAAAUUCUGUUGCAUAUUUUUGCUCAUUUCUUCCAGUUUAAGACAUUGCUGUAUCCUGUGUAUAUAAAAUGUGGUCAUUAAAUUUCCAAAGCAUGAUAUACUGACAUAAUGUUGCACUAACAUUUGUUUGUUUUAUAAAUAAGAACUGAAAUGUAACUGGUAGGCUUUAUCAUGUUUGGUGGUUUGUUUGUUUUUAUUUUAUUUUUUGUACAAUAGCUUUUAUUUAUGUUUUGAUAUUGAAAGCUACUGGCAUUGAUUGUCAGUGAUUUAUUUGCCACAUUCUACAAGUUAUAUGAUUUAUUUUUUUGAAAAACAGGCCAUAAGUUUACUAAUAUGUUGUGGGUUUUUUACUGAAGCAUAACUGAACUGUUUCCUGACAAUUCUUAAAUGUAUUUCAAUCACUUUGACAACUGUAGGCUAUACAAUUCAUCUGUGAUCUUAAGAGCUUACUGCUGUCUGAUCUUGCCUUGGGAAAUUCUUGUUUUCUACAUCUGAAAUUGUAACUGAAGUUUUAUGUUUUGGGGAAAAGAUAAUGCCUACUUGUUUUGCCAUUCUAGAACAGUGUUUGAAGUUGUGAAUCAUCGUUAUCUGACUUUUUUUUAAAUUAAAGUAAUUUCUAUACCUAAGACUCUGUUCAGGUUAUCCUCCUUAAAAAGAAGCAAUUUGUUAUGAAAAGUAGCAUAUGUUGUAUAGACUGCUUCAAAAUCUGUAGUACUUAAUGCAUUGCAGUCAGCUUCUUUAACUCUGUAAUUUAGAAACACAAUACAGUAAAUGGCAGCAACUAGUCAAAGAUAAACACUGCCCUCUGCCUUCUUGGUAUCGAACUGAGUGUUCUAUAGAGACACUUGGAAAUAUGAAACCUUGACUUUGCCUAAGAGAAACAGGUGUGUGUAUGUAAAAGUCAAAUUGGCCUCUUAAAUGUUCUUGAUACCUAAAAACUCCAGAACAUGAACAUUUAUGACUGUUGAUACACAGAUAAUUCCGAAAUAUGGAAACAUUGAAGGGGUGUAACUAUAGUUAUUUGAGCUAGAUUGUGUUAGUUUUAACUAAGGAUGUACAUUGUUUAAAACUUUUUGGUUGGUCAUACCUGAGGAUGUAACAAAAUGAGGGCAAACAUUGACAUUAUUGUCAAAUAAGUACAGUAUUUGAUUGAGCCUAAGUUGGCAAGACACAUGAGCGGUUUCUUUUUUUAAUGGUUAUUUACUCAAAAUGCAGGCAGCAGGAGAGACUGAAUUUGAUUGGAGCUGUGAGACAUUUUUCUGAUAAAAAUCACUGCUUCCAGCUCCUCCUUUCUCAGCUAGUUUCACAUCCUUGAGGAGAAACUAUACAGAGCAACUGGGGGUGGGAUCUACAAGAAAUGGUUUAAGCACCCUUUCUAGAACAUAGCUCCUCUAAUGUUUUUAUGUUGCUUUUCUCUCAUAAAUUGCAUUUAAGGCAAUUUAAUAAGUGGUCUAGAACAACUCAAAGAAACAAUUGCAAUACAAAAUGGCAAAUAAAAGUAACAAAGCUUCAUUACAAUGCAGGUAAAAUAGUUAAAAUAAUGCAAAUAAGACUUUAGUAGUCCUAUGCCAAGCCAAAGCUCAUCACAUUGAAUGACAAAAACUGAACAGGUCAGCAAAAUAAACUGAAUGCCAUAAACCUAGAUAAACAGGGCAGGCUCCAGUGGCAGAGGUGCCCAGAGCAAGGCCCACGAUGAGACUUAACUGAUGGGCAAGUUCAUCCAGGAACAGGCAGUCUUCCAACUCUGCAGGCCUGUUGUUGCAUUUCAGUAAAUAAUGGUUGGGAGACAGCUCAUGCAUUUUAAUCCAAGAUGAUGAACACAUUUUAAUGUUGGCAUUUGAGUACAUUUUGCAUCCUCCCCUCCCUCCCCCACCAUUCAGGGAAAGUAAAAUGACAGAUUGUAAGCACGUUACUCAUUAGCAUACAAAAUGGACACACUAAUCCUUUGAGGUAAAUGAGAACCUUUAACUUGAAGGGGUUGAUUCAUCAAAAAGUUAAUUCCCAAAAAUAAAGUAGACUGAUGUAAACAAAAUAACAUGCUUCCAUGCAUUGUACUGGAAAAAAAGUCAAUUUGAAGUCUACUUAAACAUCCACUCAAAGUAAAGAAAGUGAUUAGCAUGCAGUAUCUAUUAAUGCAUUUGGUUCACAGCAUGGGUAUAUGAGGUGCACUGCAUGGAUGUCUUAUAAUGGUUCAGAAGUGCCGUACUUUCAAAGAAUAUUAUUUGGCGUGUGUGUGUUUUUAUUGUGUACUUUUUCUAAUGUUACAUAUAUUAAUGUCAACAAUUCCAAAGAAGUAUAGUCAGUAAGUCCUAAAGUCCAACUUGUAAUUUGUUCCUAGUCUUCUACAUAAUACUUGAAGCUCCCCUUUCUCCUCCCUCCCACCCCCUACCCAGUGACUGCUGUACUGCUGCCCUCUCUCAAACUGGAGGGAAUAGCAGAAAAAAGGAGGUGCCAUGCUACUAUUAAUUGUGAACCGAUUAAUGAUGUAGUAAAAUCUCAGGUAUUUACUCCAUAGGUUUUUGUACAUCUUCCUGUUGCAUUUGGUUCUUUCCCAUAAUCCCUUUUCAUCUUCCGCACAUCUUUCAUUGACAUGGAUCACCCUGGGCCAACCUGGUACCUGCCUGGCGUUUUGGACUAGGCCUUCCAUCAGCCUCAACCAGCGGGACUUGUAGUCCAAAAUAUGUGGAAGGCGCCAGGUUAGCAUAGACUGAUGUAAAUGGUUGGUAGUUAGUACUACAGCACAAAAACUGGUCUCUCCCUGUCGCUAGCCGCCUUUAUAGUUGGUUGGGGAACUCAAGGCCUUGUGCCUUACUGCUUGUAUUUAGGUGGUUUGGGUUGCGUGUGUUCUGAUGGAGUUCUGUUUCCUCCAUUGGGCAUCAAUGCAAAUGCAGGCACAAUAAACUCGCUGUCUUGCUGUUUGUUUCUAGAUUUAGCUAAUAAAUGUGACUUCACAAACUUGCUUAUCUUUGAUAAAGGAAAAAAAACAAUUGGAACUUAACAUUUCUAUGGGGCUAAAAUUACCUUAGGCAGAACUGUACUGCGGCUUCAGUUCUAAACUAAUAUUUGUAAGCUCCUUUCCAAAUUUUGUGCCUGCAAAUUAGCAUGAAUGAGUUUUUGUUUUUACAGAAAAUUUCAUAUGAGAGUUCAUACUGCCUGUGCCCAAAACACUGCUCCUGGUUGUUUCUCAAAACUGGAUUUAUUUAAAUAUUAGAGUUAGGCUUUGCGAGGAGGAAAGUUGGUUCAGGAAAUGAUUAGAGACACCCAGGUCAUUGAUUCUUGCCUUCAUUACAUUACUGCUUCUAAGGGACACAUGGAGUUUGGAACCCCGUGUUUCCCUUCCAGUGUGUAGUGUCAGGACUCUGAAAAUUGUAGCUGAACUCUUGUACACCCUUGUUAACAUGAGUUGGAGAAACUGUUGUUCAUGCAGUUGAAAUGUGCUAGAUUGCUACCUGUAUUGGCUUGAUUCCACAAGUUGGAACUGCAGGAGCUUAAGGAGUAUUAUUACAGUUGAGCCUCAAGACAAAUGCUCUUGGCAUUUAAUUGCUUCUAAAAAUAAAAGUGCUUUUACACAGUGUUAGUAUACAUUAAACUUUAAAUGCAUGACUUCUAUACUGUAUAAAGAAUUUACUAUGCUGCUUUAUGUCACCAGAAAAAUGUUACUAAAUAAAAGGUUUUAUUUAAAUGUAUUUACUGUAGGUUUCUUUUCAGCCAUAGCAGGCUUAGGGAGGGUGUGGGUGGAAGGGGUGGAAAGCUGUGCUCCCUGGCUGAUCAGCCUUUUCAUGCUUUCACAAUUUCCUGCAUUGUUAACAUCUCCAAUGUGCACUGUUGCAGCUCUAUGAAAUCUCAAACCUGCCAAGGGUAGAUGUUCAGAAUUUUAACAAUAUCGAUAAUCUUAUUUAUCUACAUGUAUUAGACAUCCCCAUACAUUAAAUGCUCAGAAUAUUAAUAAUGACUUGCUAAAACUAAGUGGCAUGAUUGCCGUGAAAACAAGCACACAAUUUUUAAUGGAUGGAUAGGUGUAUACCGUACUAGGAAGCUUAUGUGAUUUUAAAUGGUUUCAUGCGCAAUGCCUGAUUUUAAGCUUUGGUCUUAGGUUAUUUCUGGACAGUAAUAAUUGGAUUUUCUAUGUUUCUUACUGAAUAAUCCAGCAACCAACUGUCCAGUGCAUGUUUCCUGUUAAUAUUACAAAGCUGACCCAGCUAUAUUCUAUGGAGAACUGAAAAAUAUCGCCAGUUUCCCAAAUUUUAAUGUGUUCUUACCCUGCUUUUAGGUAAUGAAUACAACACCUGUUUAUCAUCUUGGGGAGAGAAGUAACAUUAAAAAAUAUCUAUUUUUAGGGAACGUGAGUAGUUAAGCUGGGAAGGAAAUUGUAAAAAUUAUGUACUGUAGCCCAGGUCUUUUUAUUUUUUCAAGGAAGUGUUACCUCUCUUCAUAAAGUACAGACCAAAAAUCCAUACAAACUCAAGUUUAGGACUCAUCCACACACUUCCCUUUGUUAGGAUGCUAGACUUUUGUUAUUAAUAUAUGGUCAGAUCUUUCCACAGUGUUACAACAAGGCUACAAUUCUCUGCUCACUUAGGAGAAAAAGCCUUGGCAACCACAAAGUGGGGGGGGGGGCUUAACAGCCCCUAUUGGGCAUGUUUAUUCAGACAGCUGGUAUUCUAUGCCAAAACAGAAAGCAAGAGUCUCCUAACUUGAUCCCUUGUUUGAAGCAGUACUUGGAUCAUUCCCCUUAGUCCAAUUUAUCCCUAAGAUUUUCAAAACACAUAGGCACACUACAAACCUCUUUUUUACAUGUAGUAAUCAUUUAAGCAUUUCCCAGUACGUUUGGAGUUUCUCAGCCCAUCCAAUCUUUUACAUCACUUACUGACUGGAAAAGGGCCUACCACUAAAGAUAAAGGGUAUGAGGGAGGUGUCUAGAUUUCUUGUCGCUCAAUUGUGUCUGAAAGCAGCUUAAAAUUAGUGUCUAUAGUGGGGGAUAUUUUUCAACCCAAUGACCACAUUCCAGUUUGCGCAACCUUUAGGGCCCAUGCUGCAGUGGUGGAUGGAGCCAGAGGCAAAAGUGGCCAGAAUCAAUGUCACUUUUGCCUUGGUACGGCAGGCUAGUUUCACCACACACAAAACCCCUAUCACCCAUCUAGACAAAACAAGAGAAUUAGUGGAGUUUAAGAACGCAUUUCAGCCACACAAAAUGACACGGUUCUAGUGAGGGUUCUAGCCUGAGAAGAAUUCUGAAUGCCAGAGGGGGAGAGGCCUGGAGGGCCACGUUCAACCCUCAGGCCUGAGGUAAAACAUAGCCUUAUUCUCCACAAAUUUGUCUAAUCUUUUAAAGCCAUCCAAGGUGGUACAUUUUGUGGGAAUAAAUACCAUAGUUUUCUAAAACUAUGGUGGAAGGUUCAAGAAAGGGCAGCCAAAACAAACAAGGAAGGGUACAGCAACUCCCCUAUGAAGAAAAGUUUUUGUGUUCCAAAAAAACAACAAUUGGGAGUAUUUAGCUUGCGAAAAAGGAAAGAGGAGACAUGAUAAAUAAAAUUAUGCAUGGUACAGAGAAAAAGAUUGGGAAGCGGCUAAUUUCUACACAUUCUUAUGCAUCCCUCUCUAUCUUACAUGCAACCAAGGGGGAUUGUCAGAGUGGAAGGACACAAAAUAAGAGUCGUAAGACUUAUUUCACCAAUAUCAAGAAAGCACUACUACUGCUUUUUCAAAAUGUUUUUUCCCCCAAAUUGAUUUUAUUCACAUGUACAAAGUCAUGGCAAGUACAAUUAAAUAUAAAUAACACAAUAACAUUAGAAAAAAAACACACUAUUUAAAAACACAUUCUAAGUCACAUAUUGCUUCAAGCUUAUUUCCCCCCAAGCUUUUAUCUAAAGUGAUUUCAGUGCUCACAAAAGCUAAGUGUGGCAGCUUCCCUGUACCUUUAACUUUACAUUAUAGGAACUACAUACAGGAACAGAGUCAAGAGUUUAUAGCCCCCACUUGUUCAAGUAUCUGGGCCUUAAACAGUCGUGCUCAAAAGACUGCCAUGUUUGGUCUGGUUACUCGCCUUUUAUGGCUUUAGGCUGUACGUUGCUCUUUGUAUUACACCAGCAUUUUGGUACUCCUAACCUGUCACAAACCAACAUAUUUCAAAGAGGCAGGAGUAUGCAAACAUAAACUAGUAGAUAGUUCAUGCUUCAGGUGAUGCUGCCUCCCACAUCAAGAAGGUAGCUUUCUCAUCUAGAAGCCAUAUUUUAUGCCAACCUGGUAUAAGACAGUUUUCAGUAGGCUAAAAUGCGAGUGGUCUCAAUUGCUUAUAUUCCCGUCUGCCCUGGCAGCUCAAGCAGGGGAGACACAUUUCAAAGGUGGGAGAAGACCCUGAGGGAAGUUGAGCCAGAGCCAUUUUCCCAUCAAGCAACAGCUCUAGCACUGCAGCUACCAUUGUGCCAACCCCAGAAGCUUCAAAAGGCAGGGAGGACGUGGGACCCUCACCAAAUUUGGUCAGUUCUAGGGGAAGUCUAAUCCCAGGGCUGAAUAAGCAUUCUGCUCCAUGCUUACAGAAGAUAUAGCUGCCAGUAAUAGUGAAGGAGGGCUCAGUACAAGCAAGAUGCCUGAGGGUAAACAGU